Xylaria bambusicola is the source of this 1150-nucleotide messenger RNA. RefSeq lists its product as uncharacterized. The coding region runs from base 398 to 664 and encodes 88 amino acids. NCBI's taxonomy places the organism in Eukaryota, Fungi, Ascomycota, Sordariomycetes, Xylariales, Xylariaceae. The transcript has 2 exons. The record is from RefSeq and is a predicted model, not a curated record.
AUUUGAGUUCCUAAAUAGUAGAUAUUAAAGUUCCUAAGUAGUAAACAUUUAAAUUCCUAAAUAAUAGAUAUUCGAGUUCCUAAGUAAUAGAUAUUAAAGUUCCUAAGUAGCAGAUAUUCGAGUUCCUGAGCAGUAAACAUUGGAGUUCCUGAGCAACAGACACUGAAGUUCCUAAGCAACAGACAUUCGAGUUCCUGAGCACCAGCGUAGAUAGUUUUAGUGCGCGUGAGGGUGGCCUGGUAAGGCAGCAGUGUCAGUAGUCUCAAUCCUUCAAGAUUGGACAGCUGUGAUAACGAUGUAGCAUUUACUUUGCUUAGAGGCUGAUGGCCAGUACGCAGAGUGCAAUCGAAACUAUGCUAGGUCCAUGGUGUUCUAGGCCGAUGAUGGGUAUCCAUGUAUGGGGGUCGUUGUGGAUGGACUAGAGUUGCAUGAGGGAAAAGAUCUAAGCUAUGUACAGUGGGACACUAGAGAGGUAUUUAUCCCAUACAAAUACAGUCAGCGUGUGGGUGACACGGGCCAUGUCCUCGCUUACACUCAAUACAUCCUAACCCUUAUUGUGAACGUAUUUAGCCCACAAUCUUCACUCAGCACCAUUGGCAAUCUAGCCACACUAGGCUGUAUGCCAACACCCCUUAUGUAUAUAUAUGUAUUCAUGGUAGAAUAGUGAGUCGAAAGUUACCACAAUGACCUCAUGGUACCACAACAGCUCGAAAACGGACCGUGCCAUUAAGCAUGGCCUCAAAUGCAUCCUGGGCCUUGUCCAAGGGAAACGUCUCGACCAUACAGUCUAUUUUCUGUAGCUCGGUAAAUGCUAUGGCUUCCUCGGAGUCUUUGGCAUGACCACUCGGCCAAACUUGGAUCGAGAUACCGUAUUUCAACAUGACGCCGGUGUUGACAGGUAUUUCGCCCGGUACACUCAGCACCAAGAGUUUACCGAGGACCCCAAGGCCGGUGAUCAGAGGCGUGAUUGAAUCGGCCGUGGGCGCUGUCGCAACUACUAAGCUUGCACCUCCCAGGGCCUUCAAGGCUUGGCCGACAUCGCCCUUGUUCGCAUCAAUGUACUCGUGCGCCCCAAGUUGGCGUGCAAACUUUUCCUUUUCUGCGCCUCGUGAUAUGGCUGCAACACGAUAAGCAAAUCGCAAGGGUCCCG